Messenger RNA from Misgurnus anguillicaudatus (oriental weatherfish), 6174 nucleotides. Its product is annotated as G-protein coupled receptor 55. Lineage: Eukaryota; Metazoa; Chordata; Actinopteri; Cypriniformes; Cobitidae. The record is from RefSeq and is a predicted model, not a curated record. Gene Ontology annotation, molecular function: G protein-coupled receptor activity. Gene Ontology annotation, biological process: phospholipase C-activating G protein-coupled receptor signaling pathway; positive regulation of Rho protein signal transduction. Gene Ontology annotation, cellular component: plasma membrane.
AAGUUAGUGCAAGCUGUGGCUAACGCUGGACACUUCACUUUCUGACUUCCAACAUCUGAAAACUUUGUUUUAAUAAAUCACAUGCACUGUUUCACUAUGAAUGACAGCUGCCAACUUGGCAGCGUGAACAACAUAACAAAAUAUCUGGAUUUGGCGAUUUACGUGCCCAUCUUUGUUUUUGGGUUGGCGCUGAACAUCUUAGCUUUGGUGGUGUUUUGUGUACUCCUCAGAAAAUGGACGGAGUCCUCCAUUUACAUGACCAACCUGGCAUUGAUGGAUCUUUUGUUGCUGCUGCCACUGCCCUUCAAAAUGCAUGCGGCGCAAAACGAAUGGGAGGCCGACAAAAGUGUCUUCUGUUCCUUCUUGGAGAGCCUUUACUUUGUGGGCAUGUAUGGAAGCAUCUACACGAUUGCCUGCAUAGCCGCAGACCGAUACAUUGCCAUAAAACACCCGUUUCGGGCCAAGCAGUUGCGUUCGAAGAAAAUCGCCCUGAUCGUUUGCUUCUUUAUCUGGAUUUUUGUCAUGGGAGCGACAUCGCCCAUCUACACCUUUCGUGAAGGGCAAACGAAAAGUUUCCGGUGUUUUCAUGGUUUCUCUAAGAGGGGUUGGACCACUGCUGUUAUUGUCUGCUUGGAGGUUUUGGGUUUCCUGUUGCCCGCUACUGUCCUGGUGGUGUGUUCUGCACAAAGCAUCCUCACGCUCAAAGCCUCGGAAAGCAGCGACCCUCAAAGAAAAGCUGGGGUGAAAAUCAUCUACAGCAACCUAGCGGCUUUCCUGAUACCCUUUACCCCUUGUCACGUGGCCAUAUUCCUGCAGUACCUCGUCCGUAAUAACUUCAUCUCGGACUGCGAUCAGCGCUGGAACAUUGCAUUGUUCAUACAAGUGGCGAUGAGUCUCGCAAACGUGACCAUCUGCUUGGACGCGUUGUGUUACUAUUUCAUCGCAAAUGAAGUCCGAUCCACCAAACACACCGGUUAUCAGCAGAGUGAGAUCUUUUAGCAGCUCAAACCAAGAUGUUUGAGAAUGAAUUCAAUGGCAAUAAAUUCAAUAAGAAUUAAAUGACUCAGAAUUUGUAAGAAUGUGCAUUGAUGGACUACAGAAAAAUUCUCUUAGCAGAUAUCAAUGGAAGAAAUCACAGCAAAAUCCCCAGAGUUAAAUGAACACGGCUGUGUGUAUAUAUUGUCCCAAUCUUACAGAGUGUUAAAAAGUAACACUGAAGCACCAUCUCGGUUUAAAACCUAAAAUUGCAUUUUACAUCUUAAUUGUAGAGUCAAUUUCUUAACUUAGAUGUUGGCUGUUCCAUUUAAAUUCACUGUUAUGGUGAUCAGUGUGUGUUUUAGUUGGGCUUGACUCUUAUGCUGUGUUUAGACCAGCCGCGGUAGAGGCGUCAAGCGCAAGUGAUUUCAAUGUUAAGUCAAUGUAAAGACGCAUUGAUGCGCAUCUGGAGGUCUCGCAACGUGAAUUAGGUGAUUAACUCUUUCACCGCCAUUGACGAGAUAUCUCAUCAAUUAAGAGAAAACGCUUCCCCGCCAAUGACGAGAUUUUCCGUCUUUUUGCAAUACCUUCCGCAACUUUUUAAACCCAGAAGUAUUGCCCUAUCGCAAGCGGCUGCAUGUCCGUGUCUGUUUUAAAGAUCACUCUGAAUGGGAUCUCUAUGAAAAGUCCGUCACAAAAAUGGAAUUAUAUCUGCUUUUUGCUCAAAAUUUGGUGAUUUUGCAGAAACCUACCCAUAUUCAAAAGCUGAUUACAAAAAAACCACUUAAGUUAGGAUGAACGGUUUGAAAGCAGAGGGUCUGUUCUUUCAUUUGGUAUUGUAUGUUUAUAUAUUUAAAGAAGAACAUUUUCUGGAAGGCAUUAAACUUUGGUAGACACGAUUUCGCCCUCAUUCGCGCGUCUAGUUUGCGCGAAAGGCGCAAAUUGAGCGUUACUGCGGCAUACGUGCGAGUUGAAAAUUUUGAACUUUGGUGGAACCAAUCAGGAGCUUGCUCUAUUAGUGACGUGAAUACAGGAAGCGAGUGGAGUCGCAAAGCCGUCAAACAGCAGCAAAAACUACAAAGAAUAUGAAGGCAAUAUAUAUGUAAACCUGGAUUACAAAACCAGUCAUAAGGGUCAAUUUUUAGAAAAUUUGAGAUUUAUUAGCAUCUGAAAUCUGAAUAAAUAAGCUUUUCAUUAAUAUGGUUUGUAAUAUUUGUCCGAGAUACAAUUUUUUGAAAAUCUGGAAUCUGAGGAUGCAAAAAAUCAAAAUAUGUAGAAAAUCACCUUUAAACUUGUCCAAAUGAAGUCAUUAGCACUGCAUGGACUUUUUUUUACGGUAGGACAUUUACAAAAUCUCUUCAUGGAACAUGAUCCUUACUUAACGUGAUAGUUCACCAAAAAAUUAUUAAAAAAAGGGAUUAUUUACUUCCCCCCCAAGAUGUUACAACCCUGUAUCAAUUUCUUUGUUUUGCUGAACACAAAGGAAGAUAUUUGUAAUUGAACAGGAAACAGAACACCACUGACUUCCAUAGCAGGAGAGAAAAAUACUAUGGAAGUCAAUGGUGCUCAAAAUGAUUUGGUUACAAACAUUGCUACAGGUUUGAAACAGCAUGAGGGUGAGUAAAUUAUGACAGAAUAUAAAUUUUUUGGUGAACUAUCCCUUUAAUAUCCUAAUGGUUUUUGGCAUAAUAAGAAAAAUCAAUAAUUUUUUGACCCAUGCAAUGUAUUUUUGUCUUUUGCUACAAAUACCAUGCGACUUAUGACUGUUUUUGUGGUCCAGGGUCACGUUUAGGAAUGUAUAAAGGCUACAGUCAGCAGAUUAUUUUAAAUUUACCAUCUUGACUGCCCAUUUUUUUUUUAAAUAUAGCUCAAUACGGCAUUUUGCCCGUAUGCCAGUUAUUAUGAAGGUAUGCAUCUCUCAAAGCAUUUCCUUCAGUCAUACAUUCUAAAAACAGAUGGGUUAAAAAUAACACAUUCUGUGUUAGUUUAGGUGUUGUCCCUAACUAACACAUCUCUGUGUUAAUUUUGGAACAACACAUUUUUUGUUCAUUUAACACAACUUGUGGGUCCCUUUUAUUUAUUUUAAAACGAAAUAACACAUAAAUGUGUUAAAUGGCAUGAAACAAACUAUGUGUAAAAAAUGUGCACAUCAUUUUUUGUGUAUGUAAAUAUAGGUUGCUGUACGUGAUUUCAUUUUGCAAACAUCUUCUUGCCACUAAAUUUCAUCCACAGUUACCCUAACAAUAUUCAGAUUACCUUUAUCUCUUAUUUUAUUUCUUACUAUCUCUUAUUGUUGUCUAGUCACUUUAGCUACACUCUAAGAACGGAUGUGUUAAUUUAACACAUUGUUUUGUGUUAUUCUAUUUAACACAUUAUGUGUUAUUGUAACACAUUAUGUGUCAUUUCCUGUUGAUUUUGAGCUGAAAUAAAUAACGGGACAACACAAGAUGUGUUAAAACAACACAAAGUGUGUAGAUGUGUUGUCCUUAACUAGACACAAGAUGUGUUAUGUAAACACAUCCGUUUUAAGAGUGUAUCUGUCCAAAACAUGAGAACGCAACAAACAGCAUUUCAGGAAUCGUCAGAAAGUGAGUUUGUGAUUGGCUAAGGCAGUGGUUUUCAAACUGGGGUGCCAGGGGGGCCCCAGUUUUAUGACAUUUUAUGAAAUACAUUAAUUUAUCAUAAAUUCUGUGUAAUUAAACCUAAAUAAAAUAAUGCCACUAACCAAAAGCACAACUUUUUUGUAUAAUUUAAUGUUUUUUAUUAAAAUGUUGUGUUUUAGAACAGUUUUUUGUCACAAUUUUUUGGGGGGCCGCGAAGAAUGCACCGUACACAAGGGGGGCCGCACGCUGAAAAAGUUUGGGAACCACUGGGCUAAGGCACUGGUUCUCAAAAUUUUAGGCAUUCAGCCACCCUGAAUAAAGGCAUGUAGGGUGCAUCCCUUGCCCCCCCCCCCAAAAAAAAAGAAAAUUCAUGACAAAAGAUUUUAAUUAAAUUAACUUAGAAUUAAAUUAAACAAAACAUAUUAAAUUAUUUUAGAUUAGUUUAGACAGAAUUUAUGAUAAAUUUAUUUGAUAAAAUGACAUAAAACUGGCACCAUCUCACACCCGCCCCCCAGUUUGGGAACUACUGGGCUAAGGUUUGUUAGUUGGUUAAACCAGAGCUGACCACCCCUCCUACAUUCUAAAAACAAAUGGUGCUAAAUAGCACUACAAGUGGUUCACUGGCUUGUAAUCAUAGGGGAACCAUUUUAAGUGCCAUAUAGCACCUAUGUAGUACCUGUUUAGAACUGCUAUAUUGAACCAUAUCUGGUGGUAUAGUGGUGCUAUAUCACCCCCGGAUGGUUCGAUGCUAUAUAGCACUAAAAUGUUUCCUCUACGUAUACAAGCUUUUAGUGUUAUUUAGCACUCAUUUUUUUAGAGUGUACAUACAGUAUAGGUUUGGUAUACACACACACACCAUCAGAAAACAUAUUCUGGUCCGUUUAGCACAUACUUCUUCUGAUGUGUUAAAAAAAACCAUCAAUGACAUCAACUCUUUGUAGACAUUUCUUCAGCAUUAUUCUGUCAUGUGAAAGAUGCUAUAUUUGUCUGUAUCUUCACACUGUCAACACAAGAAACUUGAGGUGUUCGAGCUUACACGCGAUGAUGGUCUGACAAACCAACCUGAAACCUUCAUAAUGACUCAUAAACAUGGUGCAACGAGAUUAUGGGAUGAACUAUUGAGCAGUUUAUUAUCCAGUGUCUAUCUCACUUCUAAGUAUUCUGCAUCAGUUUUUUGUUGUUUUUUGAAAAGUUUGCAUAACCUGUCUGAAAGAAACUGAACCUAUUUUUAAUUAACAUGAAAGUGUAAAAUGUAAAACAGAUUCCCACGUGGGAGUGGGAUGAUUGAUUCAAGGGUUGCGCGUGUCGUGUGUGGGUACACAGCCAUGUGCCACUGGUUUCAAUUUAGUCAUACGGCAACUGAGAUGCUAUCUAUCUGUGAUUCCAUUGUGUUUAUGUGAUUGUUUUAAGCUCAUCAGCUGAAAACAUGUUUGUAUGUCUGUAUUUCAGUUACAUCACUUGAGUAUGUUAAACAACAUCACAUUUUUAGAGAUGCAUGUUUUACUACACUGCCCAUAUUUUGGGGUCUGGGGGUUGCUCCAAUUAUGUAAAAUUCUGAAAACAAGCCUCGCGUGUGCUGAUAACCACAAAGAUAUCUGAUGGAUCUUUACUGAUGAAUUCUCCAGUCCACACACCUUAGUGAAACUGGAAACCAAAAUGUGUGGCACGUAAAAUGUUGUGCAGUUAUUCAGCUCUAAUGUUAUAAAGAUUUAUAAUGUAAAGAUGAUAGGUGGACCAGGUUACUUUCACUAUCCUGUGUGUGAUAGUAAAUGCUUAAAGGGUACAUUUCACAAGACUUUUUUAAGAUGUAAAAUAAAUCUUUGAUGUCCCCAGUAAUGUGAAGUUUUCGCUUAAAAUAUCAUAUAAAUCAUUUAUUAUAAAAAUCGCCACUUUGAAGGUUUGAGCAAAAAUGUGCCGUUUUGGGGUGUGUCCUUUUAAAUGCAAAUGAGCUGAUGAAAUGCAAAUUCUGAUCGCCAUAAUGGUGGUUUGUUGAAAUUGAAACUCAUUUGUGCUGUUAUUUAAUUAUUAAUUAUUUUCUUUCUCUUUUUCACUCUCUCUGCACUAAAUGGCAGUGCCGUGAUUGGAUAGUGCAGCUUAAGGGGCAGUAUUAUUAUAAUAAUAUCCCAUUCUUCUUACAUAUCAAUGGGACCCAAAUUUACUGACUUGUUUUUUCACAUGCUUGCAAAGAAUAGUUUACCAAAACUAAGUUACUGGGUUGAUCUUUUUCACAUUUUUAUAGGUUGACACUUUAAUUGGUAAAACCUAAAAAAAUGUCCUUUUUUCAACUAAAAUGUCACUUUAGUUUCACUUCAGAAAAAAAAUUUGUUGAAACAACUUAGUUUCACUUUUUACACUGUACUGUAUUGUUCAUACUGCUGUACUUUGAGGUUUUGCAUUAUUCAUUUUUAUUUUCAUGUUUAUUGCUGUGAAGCUGCUUUGAUACGAUCUGUACUGUAUAAAGCGGCAUAUCAGUGAUUCUCAAACUGAGAGUCACAGUUUAUGUAAUGAAACAUCAGAGAAAGUACCAACUAACAGAAAUUAUGUUUCAGAUUUGUAUAGUGUAAAGUUUUUGCUUUAAUUAAAAUUUUACAUGUGA